This is a messenger RNA of Arachis duranensis, 8656 nucleotides long. RefSeq lists its product as uncharacterized. Bases 218 to 8389 code for a protein of 2723 amino acids. The record is from RefSeq and is a predicted model, not a curated record. Gene Ontology annotation, molecular function: ATP hydrolysis activity; ADP binding. The transcript is spliced from 12 exons. NCBI's taxonomy places the organism in Eukaryota, Viridiplantae, Streptophyta, Magnoliopsida, Fabales, Fabaceae.
CCGCAACUAUUUUAGAGCAAAAAAUUGAAACACACCAUAUUAGAGCUUCUUGUUUGUUAUAGAACUCUCUUAAAGGUCAAAGAACGACUCAUCAAAGCUUGAUAUCCAAAUUAUUGGAAUCGGAGGCUGUUUAUUGUGGCCACUCUUUUCUUCAAAGUAAGAAGUUGUUCACGAGAAGAAGAAAGAAGAUGUAGCUGCACAAGAUCAAGAAUGAAGCAUGACUCUUCCUACACCUCCUUUACCAGAUUGGCUUGUCCAAUGGGCAACAAAGCUCUUAAAGCAAGAGCUGAACUACUUCCUGUACUAUGAAAAAAACAUUAAAGAUCUAGAAAAUCAAGUUAACAAGCUCAAGCUAGAGCGACAGAAGCUGGGUGAUAGGGUUGCAGAGGAUGAAGACCGCCAUGGGAGAGAAAUAUACGAUGACGUGUCAAAAUGGCUGGACGGGGCUGAUACAAUCAUUGAUGCCUAUGAAAAGUUCGAAAAAGAAGAAGAAGAAGCCCAUGCGAGAUGUUUAGCUGGCUUUCCUCCUAAUUUGUCAGCAAGAUAUUUUCUUAGCAAAAAAUCAAUAGAAAUUAAAGGAAAAGCUGAGAGUCAGUUACAGAAUGCAAAGUUUGAUAUCAUAUCACGUAGUCGAGGGCCACCUUCCGUGGCUCUUGUUUUGUCUAAUGUUGAUUAUCAAAGCCUUCCUUCGAGAGUUACGGCCAUAGAAGACAUCAUGAAUGCAUUGAAAGACACAAGUGCUAGAAUGAUCGGUGUUCACGGGCCAUCUGGUGUGGGGAAGACCACUCUAGUCAUGGAAGCAGUUAACAGAGUUCAAAACGAUCAAGAAAAGCCGAAGCUAUUCGAUGUGGUGAUCAUGGCGAAUGUGACGAAAAGUCCAAACAUCAGAAAGAUUCAAGGGCAAAUUGCCGACAUGCUAUGGAUGAAACUUGACGAGGAAAGUGAAGAAGGAAGAGCAAGUCGAAUAAGAGAGAGAUUGAAGAAAGAGAAGGAGAGCACUCUUAUAAUCCUCGAUGAUCUUUACGGUAAAGUUGAUUUGAACAUAUUGGGAAUUCCAUGGCAGAGUGGUGAUGGAAAUCAGAAGAAUCCAAAAGGAAAGAAGUCCCUUGGCUCAAGCACAGCCAAUGAGGAGACAAAGCAACAAGCCCUAGCAGAUGGUGUGAUGAUGAAUGCUCAGAAAUCCUCCGAUGCUUCCUCUUCUUCAGCUUCAACUUCCAUAAUAGCGUUGACAACAGAAGAGCGCUAUAAAGGGUGCAAGGUUUUGCUUAUCUCAGAGGUGAGGCAAGUGCUUAACCAAAUGGAUGUAAGGCCAAAACUAAUUGUCCCUCUGGAACUCUUGAACGAGAAGGACGCAAGGAUAUUGUUCAAUAAAAUAGCAGGAAUAGGUGACAAAAACACUGAAUUCGGAGAAUUGCCAGCUCAGAUUGUCGAAAAAUGUGAUGGAUUACCGAUGUCGUUAGUUACAACUGCAAAGGCCUUGAAAGGCCGAAGUCGGUUGGUUUGGCAGGAUACUUAUCAGAAGUUUGAAACACAGACAAUGACAGGAACACCUGAGCAUUCUACUCGGGUGAUUUACAACCUAUUAGAAAACGAGGAGCUUAGGAUAACCUUCUUGCUUUGUGCUUGUAUGGAUAAUGAUGCAUUAGUUUCAGAUCUGGUGAGAGCAUGCAUUGGAUUGGGUUUUCUUCGUGGGAUCUACACAGUAAGGGACACCAGAACCAGAGUGCAAGUGAUGCUUAUGAAGCUCAGAGAGUCAGGGUUGUUGUCCGACAGCUAUUCGAGUGACCGUUACACGAUGCAAAAUCUUGUUCGCAAUGCAGCUUUGUCGAUAGCAUUCAAGGAGAGGCACAUGUUCAUGUUGAACAAAGUAAGAGUAGAUGAAUGGCCAGAUGAUGAUGAGGUUAGAAGGUAUGUUGCUAUUUCCUUGCGGCAUUGUGAUAUCAUUGAUGCGAUUACUAAGAGAAUGACAUGUGCUAGACUUAAAAUCUUGGAAGUUAUCAAUAAUGAUCCACAAUUGAAACUUCCAACGAAAUUCUUCGAACAAAUGAAAGAGCUCAAAGUGUUGAUCUUAACUGGCAUUAAUUUGUCACCGUCCGAUUCAUCGGUUGGUUGUUUAACCAAACUCAGAAUGCUCUGCUUGGAGCAUUGCACGCUAAGUUCAUCCAAAGAAGAAUUAAGUUUGUGUGAGGAAUUAAGCAUCAUAAAAAACCUGGAGAAUCUAAGAAUUCUUAGCUUUUCAGGGUCUAAUAUUGAUUGCUUGCCUGUUGAAUUAGGGGAUUUGUCUAAGUUGCAAACCCUAGACAUAAGUAAUUGCCCUAAACUUAGAGUCAUUCCACCCGAUGUAAUCUCACGUCUUACUUCUUUGGAGGAGUUGUACAUGAGAAAGACUCAAAUUCAAUGGCCAAAAGUUAUUAAUGGAGCCGAAAAUGAUGAGAGGAAAAAUGCUAGCCUAUUAGAAUUGGGGGAGUUGAAUCAAUUGACAAAUCUUGACAUACAAAUACAAAGUGUGGAUCAAUUGCCAGAGAACUUGUUCUUUGACAAGUUGUCUAGUUACAAAAUUGUCAUUGGCUCUUCGAAUAGAUAUUAUUUGGAGGGAGAUUUCAAAAUGCCAGAAAAGCAUGAAUUGUCGAGGUUUUUGGCAAUACAUCAAAAAGGUGGCAUUCACAUUCAUUCUCAUAAGGGAAUCAAAAUGCUAUUCGAAAGAGUUGAGUAUCUUUUGCUGGGAAAACUCAACGGUGUUCAAGAUCUGUUUUAUGAGUUGAAUUUGAAAGGUUUUCCCCAUCUCAAAUAUCUGGCCAUUCAAAAUAAUCAUGAUAUCCAAUUUCUUAUUCACCCAAAGGACAGGCAGGAGCAUCAUGAGAAGGCUUUUGAGAAACUAGAGACUCUUGAACUCAAUAAAGUGACGCAAAUCGAGGGACUAUGCUUCUCUUCAUGUCCACUUUCCGAGUCCUCCUUUGUAAACUUGAAAGUCAUCAAAAUCAAUUUUUGUGAAAAUUUGAAGUAUCUCUUCUCGCCUUCUUUGUUUAAGCAUCUAGAAGCUCUUGAGACAAUACAAGUUUCUGAUUGUGACUCUUUAAAGGAGAUUGUUCCUGUAGAGAGGCCUGAUGAAAGUGAGAUGCUUAAGCUCCUUAAAUUACACACUCUGACACUACAAUCUUUAAAAGACUUUAUUGGAUUCUAUCCCAUAUCAACAACAGACAGCACCAAAAUAUUAUUUCAUGAAAAGGUUGAAGUUAAAGAGUUAGAGAGACUGGAGUUGAGGUGGAUCCAAAUAGACCAAAUAUGGAAUGACCAAAGUUGUAAAUUUGAAAAUUUGAUCCAUUUGGAUGUGAGUGGUUGUCACUAUUUGAAAUAUUUGUUGCCAUUCUCGGUGGCCAAGAAUCUCAAGAAGCUUCAAAGCCUUUAUGUUAGUGAAUGCUACCAGAUGGAGAACAUCUUCCCUGAUGGACCCAUAAAAGUUGCUAAGGAUGCUACUUUUCCAAAUUUGAAGAAUAUAAAACUGAGCAGGAUGGGCAGUUUGAGAAAGAUAUGGAAUCUUAAUGUGGCGGUUGAGAAACUGGACACACUGGUCAUUGAAAAGUGCAAUCAAUUGGUGAGUGUUUUCACUCAUGACAUGGAGGGAAUAUUUCAAGGACUAAGCAGCUUGACAGUUACUGAUUGCAAGUCAAUGAAAACUAUAUUUGACCUAACCGCCGAUCAGAACUGGUUUGCUCGUCACUACGAAACUUUAUUGCGGGAUGUUCAUUUGGAAUCACUACGAGAACUGGAAGAGAUAGUGAGAUGCGAGCAAGACCAAGAAGGGACACUUCAACUGAAAUCUCUGCAGAACAUAACAGUUCAUGGUUGUGGCAAGUUGCAAAAUAUAUUUCCAUUUUCCAUUGCUAAACACCAGCUUGAAAAUCUGAAAUGUUUAGUUGUAUCGAAUUGCUCCGAAUUAAAGGAAAUUGUAGCAGUGCAAAAUGGUACCAGCGACAACGGCGGCAGCAGCACAAGCAAUCCUGUUCCCUUGGUGUUUCCUGAGCUAACCUCCAUUAAAUUUUCUAAGCUACCAAACUUCAAGAAUUUCUGUCCAGGAAGUGAAUUACAGUGUGAAAAAUUAGAUGAGGUGUCUAUUGAACUUUGUGGCAAGCUCGAACUAUUUAGAGAAAGCCAACUCUUUCAUGAAACAUUUCCGUCCUCUCAAGCCGGAACAUCUGACCAAGGAACGCCACUCUUUCAUGAAAAGGUAAUGAAUAAGUUGAGGUCGAUGCAUAUUGAGUUACAGCAUACAAGUUCGUCAAGUCACUAUCGACGAGACAAGUUAGAAGUUCUUCGCUUGUCCUGGUUAGAGGACACCAAUAUUCUAUACCGUUUCCUUCACAGCAAUCCUUAUUUGAAGAGCCUAUGGCUGGACAACUGUCGCUUUCCCAGGUUGGUGGAGCCAAAGUCUGAUGGAAAUGAAAACAUAGGAGUUGUUCCAAAGCUAAAAACCUUGAGGUUAACCAACUUGUCUUGUCUUAAGGAGAUUGGCUUUGAACAUGACGCAAUUCUUCAAAGAAUAGAGUCAUUGCUUUUAGAGAAUUGUCCUAAAUUGGAUACUAUAGUGCCUUCAAAGGAGGGAAUACGUUUCAAUUUCUUGACCAAUUUGGAAGUAGUAGAUUGUAGAUGCAUGAAAUAUGUAAUGCCACUUUCAACAGCUAAAAGCUUGGGUCAACUCGUCACAAUGAAGGUAACCAAUUGUGAAUCUCUGAAGGAAAUUAUUGUAUCAGAUGAUCAAAUAGUAGAUAAAGAUAAAGAAGUCAAUGAACAGAGCAGGACUAAUAAUAAGAUAGUUUUUAAACAAAUGAAAGCUCUUGAACUUGUAUCUUUGAAGAAUCUUGAAAGUUUCUGCAGUUCCGAGAUUUGUUCUCUUGAGUUUCCAUUAUUGGAGAAAUUCGUGGUGAGUGCUUGCCCCACAAUGGAAAAGUUCUCUGAAAAAGAAAUCAAAACCAUGCCAACAAUUAUGCAGAAAGUGUACGUUGUACGUGAUGAAGAGAAGAGAUUGUGCUGGGAUGGUGAUUUACGAGCCACAGUAAAACAUAUAUACGACAAGCAGAAAUAUUAUGAAGGUAUGGACAAAAUAAGUGUUUCCGAGCAUUCGGUACUUGAAGAAGGCUGGAAGACUGAAAAAGCUCUUGACAAAGGUUGGUUUUACAGUUUGAAGACUUUGACGUUGGAAAGGUGUAAAUUUGAAUCAUUUGCAAUUCCAUCGUUUGUUCUUCGAUGUUUGAAGAGCCUAAAAGAAUUGGAAGUGCGAAAUUGUAAAAACAUCACAUGCAUAUUUGAAAUGAAUGACAUCAAGGGAACAUUCCAGUUGGAGAAGCUCACUUUGGAAGAGCUACCAAAUGUGACUCACGUGUGGCCCCAACAGGAUAAACAAAAUGACAGCCGCUUUCGAAAUCUGCAGCAGGUGUUUGUCAAGUCUUGUAGAAAACUGAAAGCCUUGUUUCCUGUAGCCAUAGCUACAAAUCUUAAGAUGCUUGAGCAACUUGAAGUACAUUUUUGUGAUGAGUUGCUAGAAAUUGUUGAGAAAGAUAGGGUUGGAGGUGGUGAAACAAAAAAAUUUGUGUUUCUUUAUCUAACACGGUUGAGAUUGUAUAACUUGCCACAACUCGAACACUUCUAUGAUGGAAUGUUCACUUUGGAGUGUCCAGAGUUAAACUAUUUGUAUCCGUUCAACUGCAUCAAAUUUGAACUAUUUCAGACACCACAAGAAAAUAGCCCUCCAAUUACUAGACCAGGCCUUUUCUCAAAUAUAAAGGGCAUUUCCAAGGUGAAAACUUUGAGCAUGAAAUCGAAGGAUACUUCGGUGCUAAAGUCAUGGUUACAGCAGUCCGAGGAUCUUGAACUUAAAUAUUUAAGGGGACUAAUGUUAACCUUUGAUGAUGAUGUGAAUAAUGAGUACUCUACUUUGCAGUGUGAAAUACUUGGGAGGCGGACACCCAAGUUAGAGAGAAUGGGCAUUAUGAAUUCCACAAGCCUCAGGAAGAUAUUGUUCCCCUCUCAAAAUCACAAGUUCCUUGAACACUUAGAUUACAUGGGCCUAGAAAGCCUACUUGAGCUAAGCUCCAUUGGCGGGUUAGAGUACUUGUCAAAGCUCCAGAAAUUCGGUGUUUUUCAAUGUCCACUUUUGAGGACAAUAGAACAAUAUCCCCCCAGUAUGAAAAAAUUGAAUGUGGCAGGAUGUCAUGGAUUACAGUGUUUAUUCACAUCCUCAGCGGCUAAAAGCUUAAAGCACCUUGAGGAGUUGUACGUUUAUGAUUGUAAAUCAUUGAAAGACAUAGUGCGAAAAGAGCAAGGUGAUGAAACAGCCACAGAAGAGAUCAUUUUUCAGCAGCUAAAAAGCAUAAGUCUUCAAUAUUUGGAAUGCCUGGAAUGCUUUUAUCAAGGCAAUGCUGCCUUAAAGUUACCCUCUCUGGCUCAGGCGAAGAUAUGGAAGUGCCCCAAGAUGAUCAUUUUCUCUCAACAAUUGAGACAAGAAGAUCCUUCAGAAAAAGUCAGCGUUUCUUUCCACAGCGGAGCUGACAAAUCGGAGGUCCAACUAACUCAUUAUCAUCAACUCAACCUCGCAGUAGGAGCCCAGUUCUUAAAUCAGACAUUUUUAUUUCUGAAUGAUUAUCCUGAAAUGCAAGGAAAAUGGGUUGGCGCAUCAGGAAUCCCAGUUGAGUGGUCUUUUAACUAUUUAAAAUAUUUGGAGGUGGAAGGUUGUGACUUUUUGACAAAUGCAGUGCUCCCAUCUCAUUUGCUUCCCCUUCUAAGAAAUUUGGAAAAUCUGACAGUAAAGAAAUGUAAAUUUGUUGCGGCAAUAUUUGAUGUGAAAGACACACCACCAGAACACGAUGAUCCAAACAAGAUUGUUAAGAUUCCGGUGAAGAAGAUCAUUUUGGAGGAGCUUCCAACUCUGACUCAUGUUUGGAACAAUGAUCCCAAACCAAGUCUCAGCUUUCCAUCUCUGGAGAAAGUCUUUGUUGAGGAAUGUAAAAGCAUAAAAAGUUUAUUUCCAGCAUCAGUUCCCAGAGACAACCUACAGCAUUUAGAUGUGAGAAACUGUGGGGAGUUAGAGGAGAUUGUUACAAUUCCCCAAGAUGCAAAUAAUAAAGAGAUUAGUAUGUUAUUCCCCAAAUUGACCUGGCUGGUGCUAUGGGCUUUGCCAGAGCUGAGAUGCAUUUGUUCUGGAAUGCACAGUUUGUUAGAUCAGUCCGUUGUCUUAACAAGAUUAUACGUUUUUGGUUGUCCAAGGCUCACAGUUUUUCCAGCAGAUAUUCAGAAUUCAGAUCCACGGGGUGAAGAUUGUUUUGCAAAUGAUGAUGACAAACACAGCUUUGUUUCUUCUGCACAAAAGGUUAUUACAUCCAAUUUUGUGGAACUAGUGCUGAGUAAGGAAGAUGUUAGAAUGAUUGAGAAAGGACUACUUCAUGUGGACCUCCAAAACUUAAAUUACUUGGGACUGGAUAGUUUCAAUGAUAAUGAGUCAGAUGAAUUUCCAGAUGUUUUCUUUUCAAAGGUGUCACUACCGAAAUUAACGGAGAUUCAGCUGGUAGAUUGCGCCUUUAAAGAUAUAUUCCGUCCAAGAGGGCCUGACAUUGAUUAUUCCAAAAUCCUCUCGCAGCUUAAAUGUUUGGAGAUUAACAAACUACACAACCUCUAUUCGAUGGGGUUUGAGAACCCCUGGAUGGCCCCCCUUCUUGAAAUGCUAGAAACGUUGAACGUUUCGGAAUGCAACUUGUUGACAAACUUGGCAGCAUCAUCUGCUGUGUCUUUCUUCUAUCUCACUGAGCUGAAGGUAGAGAAUUGCGCAGGAUUGAAAUAUUUGUUCACAUCUUCAACUGCCAAAAGUUUGGGUGCACUGCGAGAAUUGUCCAUUACCAAGUGUGAAUUAUUGGAGGCAGUAGUGGCUCAUGAAGAGAGAGAUAAACCAGAAGAUAUGAUACUAUUAACUAACCUUGGUAUUUUGUCUCUCAAUGAGUUACCACAACUUGAAAGCUUUUACACAGGGAAUUCAACUUUGUAUUUCCCGAGGCUAUAUAGUAGUUUAUUGUGCACGAUCACUAAGUGCAAUAAGAUGAAGACUUUCUCUCAUGGCGACGUGCUACCCAAGUUUAUGCAAGGGAAAAUAGAUGAAGACCCUUGGCAUGGUGAUCUAAAUGCCGCAGUCCAGAAACAGUUUCAGAAAGCAAGCAUUAUCACAACUACUGCCCCCUGGACUUAUAUGGACUUGUUGCCUACUGAGAGAAGCUUAUUGUUGCUUUCAUUCAUCACGCUGGCCCAAAGUGCUAAUAGUACAAUCAAGAAGAAACAGCGUAGAACACUUGAAUUGCCAGUGAGUACGGCUCAGUGUCCCCCGGAAUACAACGAGAAUGUAACUGGAUAGCACCAUGGUGGCAACUGGCAACUACUAAUGGAAGGAUUUUCUUUUUCGGCUGGAGUGUAGUGUGCAUGAAUAAAUUACCUGUGUUUCUGCAGGAAGUGUGAAAGGAAUAAUCUUGUAUUACAGUAGCUAGAUGUGUGUGAUCUUUUUAAUUGCAGAAAGGAUUGUCAUAAAUAAAUUGUACCUGUAAUUUUACAGGAGGUGUUUAUGUUUUUUUAGAAUAAAGAUGAUAUGUAUGUUCACAUACAUGAAGUUUGUAUUGUUUUAAAA